Molecule: messenger RNA, 1206 nt
Organism: Schistocerca gregaria
Lineage: Eukaryota; Metazoa; Arthropoda; Insecta; Orthoptera; Acrididae
Product: odorant receptor Or2-like
Exons: 6
Coding region: 1-1206 (401 amino acids)
Biological process (GO): sensory perception of smell; detection of chemical stimulus involved in sensory perception of smell
Cellular component (GO): plasma membrane
Molecular function (GO): olfactory receptor activity; odorant binding
Source: RefSeq, a predicted model, not a curated record
AUGGCACCAGCGCCUUCGGCUGCGGCCGCAGCGGCGGCGGCCUGCGACCUCGAUCACCUGCUGCGCCCGCUGCACUGGGGCGCCAUCCUGCGGCACCCGCGAUCCGCCGCCACGUCGCCGCUCCUCUUCCGCUUGCGGACCCUCACCGUAGCAACCUUCGCGGUGUCUUUCUUUUGCUCCGAGAUCGUCGUAAUCAGCCGCCAGGGCACAGCCGAGCUGGACGUCUUCAUACUCAUGCUCAGCGUCACAGAUACCAUUGCCAACUGGCUUUUCCGCGUGGCACUCACCACUCUGAGCGAACGCCACUUCCAUAAGCUCGCCCUCCAGGUGAGCCAGGACUUUGCUGAGUUUGCUACUUGGGACGACGUUCCUUUGCUGCGCAGUCAGAGUCGCACGGUGCGUCGUUUCACGCUAGGCUACAUCUGCUUCGGCUUCUGCACCUGCGGCUACUUCCUUAGCUUACCGUGCAGCGACGAGGGCCUACCCUACAUACUGGCCCUACCAUUUGACGCGACGCAGCCCGUAGGCUUCGCCUUCGCCUUCCUGUACUGCACUAUAGUAGGCGCGCACACCGUGGUCAUGUCAAUAACGCUCAACGCCUUCAGCAUCAGCCUCAUCGCGCAGCUACGUAUGCAGCUGACACUGCUCAACAGGAAAAUUGCCAAUCUCGCCAAAGCCGUGCCUAAGAAACUUAAACAUUCUUCAGACACGUCAGUCGGCCAUGACCUUCCCUACCGACUGAAAAAAUGCAUCCUUCACCAUCAGGCAAUCAUCAAGAAUGUGGAUUUGCUGCAGCGGUGCCUAGGCGUGAUGUUGCUGGGGCAGAGUGUAUCCAUCGGCUCUGCAGCCUGCUUCCAGAUGUAUCAAAUUGCCACGAGAGCAGAAUAUGGUCUUCUACAAAUGGCGAAGUUUGGCUGCUACUUGAUUAUCCUCCUUGCAGAACUCUUCAUUUACUGCUGGUUUGGGGAUGACCUCAUUACAGAGAGCGAGAACGUGGCCCUAAUGGCUUAUGACGCAGUGACAUCUCUACAGGAAAGCCCUUUGUCCGUCAAAAAAUCGCUGCUGCUGCUCAUGCAUCGUGCACAGCGACCCAUGUGUGUCACAGCCCGUGGGUUCUUCCCCUUCUCCAGGAAGUCCUUUGUCUCCGUCCUUCGAGUGUCUUACUCAUUCUUCGCCAUUCUCCGAAAUUUCCAGAAGGAAGAGUAG